GGCGCAUGCGCGGGCACCUGGCGCCUCCCCGCUCCGUCCCCGGUGCGGGGAAGGGGAGCUGCCUCCGGCCGGGGCCGGGGCCGGGGCCGGGGUCCGACCCCGACGGGUGAGCGGAGGCUCCCCAGGCGCGCUAACGUCCACCUCUGCGGCCGCCAGAGGAGCAGAGGCGGCCGCGCUCCGGGUGUGCGGCCCCGUAAGAGAGAACUUGGUUUGGUGACCCACCGCCAACCACAUCCUGUCCCGCCUCAGGAAACAACAGAAAUGAGUAACCGAGAAGAAGCUGAGAUACAAAUUUCAGAACUAGAUUUACUCUCUAGCAUGUUUCCUUAUGAGGAAGAGUUCGUUGUGACUGACCAGCUGGCUGUAGCAGAACUGAAACACUAUGCUGAAAACGAGUCUGCGGAGAUGCCAUCUUCAAAAGUUCAGUUUAUACUGAAUGUAAAGCCAGAGGUCACCAAUGCCUCUAUGGUGGAAUUCUCUAUGGCCUGUGCUUUACCAUUCAAGUAUCCAACUGUUCUACCAGAAAUUACUGUGAGGUCAUCGGCAUUAAGCCGCUCUCAGCAGAUUCACCUGAACUCUGAUCUAAAAACGUAUUUGAUGCAAAACUGCAGUGGUGAGCCCUGCAUGUUGAGUGCAAGGGAAUGGGUUAAAGACCAUGCAGCUGCUUAUGUUGACAAAGAGUGUUCGUCUUCCUCAGUGACAACAUCGAAUGCCAUGCAGUCAGAAGACAAGACGUUCACUCGAUUGUGGAUCUAUAGUCACCACAUUUACAACAAGCAAAAAAGAAAGAAUAUUAUUGACUGGGCCAAGGAGCUUGCUCUGUCAGGGUUUUGCAUGCCAGGGAAACCAGGUGUUGUUUGCGUAGAAGGUCUACAAAGUAGUUGUGAAGAGUUCUGGUCAAGAGUAAGAAGAUUAACGUGGAAAAGAAUUCUCAUUCGGCACAGAGAAGAUGUUUCUUUGGAAGGUGGAGGACAUGCUGAGAUUCAGAAACAAAGAAAGUUCUCCACUUUGGAAGAAAAAUGUUUUGAUGCACAUGGUGCCAGAGGAAAUCAUAUGGAUUUGGGGCAGUUAUAUCAUUUUUUAGAAGAAAAAGGAUGUGCUGACAUUUUUCAAAUGUACUUUGGGGUUGAAGGGCAUUGAAGGGAUUGAAGAUCACCACAGGUCCAAGUGCCUUCAUUUGUAAGUUAAUCCUUGUUACAAAUCCUUAGCUGUUCUGCAGCAGUUGAUUGGAGAGGGAAUUAAUAAUUUGUGAUUUAUAUGAGUCCAGUUUUCAAUGAAAACAAAUAUCCAGUGAAAUCCUGAAUAAUGAAAAUGACUAAAUGAAUGCUUUAUUACACUUUCUGGUUUUAAGUAUAUUUAGGGUAUCUAGCUAACUAAUUACAAUGAAAGCAAAUAUGUUUGAUAACCUACUGGGAAGUUAGAGAAUUAUAGAUGAAUGAAUAGAUGGAAUUAUGGUGAAUGAAUGUGUGAAUAAGAAGAGACAAAAAUGAGGAGUGAAUAUCUCAGGAGAGGAAAUGUGAUGUUUACAUUAUUUGUUACUGUUUACAUACACUACAUGAAGACUUUCUUGUAACAGUCUUUUCUUCUACUUUCUACCUGAAAGUAUAUUAAGUGCUGAGAUUAAUGUUUUAUUUAGAAAAAAAUAAAAAGGGAGGGAGCAAGUUCACAAAAGCCUUCUUCGCACAGACAGGAUGAGCUAGGAUGCCUACUCUGAGGCGUAGGAAUUUUCUGCAGGUAAAAGCGUGUAUGCAGGUAAGAGAGAUACUGUGGUGGCUCCACCAGAUCUAAGUGAGGAGUCUAGUCUGUUUACUCAUGUAAAAGCAGAAGCUUACCAAGGAUUGGUCUGCCUCACAGUGCAGUCCAAACCAGUAGAACAAUCCUCAUCCCACUGAGUCCGCAAGUUGGCAGUCCGCUAAUCUAAGGUGUGUUAUGCUGCGUAUGCUUUUGAGUCCGGUUUCAACAAAUUUGUAUCAAUAAAUGCUAGUUUGUUUUUUUGCUUAUGGGUUCCGUAUGUAGAUGGACACACGUCAUAAAAAGCAGACUUUGGUUGCUUCUGA
Messenger RNA from Aquila chrysaetos chrysaetos, 2057 nucleotides. RefSeq names its product RWD domain containing 2B (gene RWDD2B). The record is from RefSeq and is a predicted model, not a curated record. The transcript is spliced from 5 exons. Lineage: Eukaryota; Metazoa; Chordata; Aves; Accipitriformes; Accipitridae. Gene Ontology annotation, molecular function: protein binding. The coding region runs from base 262 to 1140 and encodes 292 amino acids.